AUGGAGGCGGCGGGCGAGGAACUUAGGAUCUACGCAGCAUACCGCCCGCCAGGGACUCCAUUCUGCUCCUCAGACGUCCGGACGGUGAUGGAAGGCGAAACACCGACCAUCAUCGCUGGGGACCUAAACGCCAAACACCCGGCAUGGGGAGCUAGAGUGAUCAACCCGCCGGGUCAUGCACUAUUUGAAGACGCCGAAAGAUACGGCUAUGACGUCUUAGGUCCCGAAGAACCCACACACGUUCCGAUAGAUCUGCGGAAACGUCCGGAUGUAUUUGACAUCGUGCUCUCUAGGAACGUCAACUACCCGAUAGCGGUAGAGGUGCUGUACGACCUUAAUUCACAACACCUCCCGAUCUUGAUUACCCUUGGCCUAAAGGCGGUGACUACGCCGCCCAGAGCAUUUAAGACACGUGUCGACUGGAGGCUCUACCAUCAACACCUGCAGGAGAGACCUCCAGCACACCACCCCUUAAACAAAGUGGACGACGUAAAGGCCGCUGCUACUAGAAUGACUAAGGCGAUUCAGGAGGCCCUCCACGCUGCCUCUACGAUCGUCCCGAUAUCAGCGAGAAAAGACGAUCUGCCGCUACUGAUAAGCGUGCAGAUAAGGAGGAAAAGGGCGUUAAGAAGGCUCUGGGCGCGUACUCACUGCCCGAGAAUCAAGACGAGAAGUGGAGGAAAUGUCGGUUGCAGUCCAGGCACACAGAGGAGAUAA
Messenger RNA from Parnassius apollo (apollo), 717 nucleotides. The record is from the annotation of a GenBank genome assembly. NCBI's taxonomy places the organism in Eukaryota, Metazoa, Arthropoda, Insecta, Lepidoptera, Papilionidae.